Nematostella vectensis (starlet sea anemone) is the source of this 7582-nucleotide messenger RNA. RefSeq lists its product as uncharacterized. The record is from RefSeq and is a predicted model, not a curated record. NCBI's taxonomy places the organism in Eukaryota, Metazoa, Cnidaria, Anthozoa, Actiniaria, Edwardsiidae. The coding region runs from base 2469 to 5897 and encodes 1142 amino acids. The transcript has 2 exons.
GAUCGAGUGGGGCCUGGGAGUUGCACGAUUGACUGGAUGGAUUGUGACACACAGGGUACCCGCGCGAUGACCACCAAAACCAAGUCGCAUAGCUAUUGGCUCCGCCACAAAAAAAUAUAGUAACAAAAGUUUGUUAACAAAUCUACUCAAGUUUUGGUGACGCGAUGUCCGUCCGUCCCCAAAAAGCAUCGUAUGACAACCAAACUUGGCAGGUGUCAUGUAUGUGUCAAAGGAGGUGCAAAACUGUGGUCAUGUGGUUUGUGACGUCAACGAUGACGUCACUAGAAGCAAAAGCAUGAUGACGUCAUCAAAAUAAAAAAUAUAUUUAUAUUUCACGAAGGAAACAUCGUAUGGCACCCAAACUUGGUAGGUGUCAAGGGGGAUGACAAGGUUUGGUCACGUGAUGCGUGACGUCAUGUAUGACGUCACUUUAAGCAAAAGUAUCCCGAUGUCAUAACUAUUGGUCAUAUCUCCUAAACGAAACAUCAUAUGACAAACAAACUUGGUAUGUGUCAUGUAUGUGUCAAGGGGGAUGCACCAAUAUUGUCACGUGACUGUGACGUCAUCAAUGACGUCACUAGAAGCAAAAUAUGUUGACGUCAUAAAAAUAAAAAAUAUUUAUAUUUCACGAAGGAAACAUCGUAUGGCAAUCAAACUCGGUAGGUGUCAGGUUGGUGUUAAGGGGGGUGCUCCAAUAUGGUCACGUGAUUGUCAUGUCAUUGAUGACGUCACUAAAAGAAAAAAAACGUGAUGAAAAGCAAAAAAAAUCAUAUUUCAUGAAACAUCAUGACAACCAAUCUUGGUAUGUGUCAUGAAGCUGUCAAGGGGAUGCACCAAUAUAGUUAUGUGAUUGUGACGUCAUCGAUGACGUCACUAGAACCACAAAUAUGCUGACGUCAUCAAAAUAUUUAUAUUUUAUAUUUUAAUGAAAUAUUUAUAUUUCAUUAAAAAAACAUCGCAUGACAACCAAAUACAGUAGGUGUCAUGUUGGUGUCAAGAAGGGUGCUCCAAUAUGGUCACGUGAUUUUGACGUCAUCAAUGUAGAAAACAUUCAUAUCUCGUGAAAGAAACAUUGUAUAACAACCAAACUUGAUAGGUGUAGUGUUUUGUGUCAAGGACGGUGCGAAAAUAUAGUAACGUGAUGUGUGACGUCAUCGAUGACGUCACUAAAAGUAAAAUACCUGACAUCGAGACAUCGUAUUACAGCUAAACUUUUUAUUUGUGUGUUAUGUGGGGGAAGCGGGUUUAACAAAUUGGACAUCUGAGCUUUCUUUGUUAUUGUUUGGAUCAACUUCACCUAUGAUAAAACCUGUAGCUUUCAAAAGGUGCAAAUAGAAAGAAAAUACCCCGAAAAGACGCCCAAUUACUUAGUUGUUGAAUCUUUUCACUCAUUUGCAUUUUUGAUUUGGCAGCGCGCGAGUGUUUCUUGUUUUCCCGCCUAUUUGAAAUCGAUCGAUAAACUACAGUACGAUGACCAGUUCCGUAUCACUUCAUAUUAAAAUUGCUCUAUCUUUUUUGCGGAGAGCCCAAUGCUCAUAAUUUUUUCUAAGACGACUACAAAUUUUCUAAUGCUUAUAAUAUGCACAGAAAAGACUACACAUUUUCAAAUUUUAUUGAUUUAUAUGGUAUUUUCUGUUUGCACAUAGUGGGAGUAGUUCCGUAGCAGCGGGCAUAAGUUCCGUAUCACUCAAAAAUUCUCUCGUCUGGUACGAGAUUUUUCAUUUGAAAAUCAAUAAAAAACAUAUUUAUCCUACAGGAUACCUGUUAUAAACAUUGAAAAUACAAAAAAGAACGUUGAUUUAAAUUGAACGGAUUAGAUAGUUUAGACAAUUGUUUAGUUGAGUUACCACGGCUUCCUCUAUUUUUGAGCACAGCCGCCCUUUCCUAUGAUUAGACUGAUAAGAUUUAUUGUAGUUUACGCAUUUCCCUUUGAGUAACAGUUUAGGAAUGAGGCACGUCCUACUUUAGGACACGUCCCAUCUGCCUAUAAAUUAUAGUACCCAUUUAGCAAUCUUUAAGAGUUGAGCAGAGAAACCGAAGAGAGAAGAGUUGAGUUGAGAGCCAGAGAAGCAGAGUUAGAGAAGUCAGAGUAAAGUUUGAAGAGUUACAAGCUUACUUGGAGUUGUACUUCUUUAAGCCCCGGAGACGAGGUCAGACGUAAGUUGAAUUUGUAAAUAUUGAUUUAGCCUUUUUGCGAUUUACAGAACUGCCUGUAGUCCUUAGGUUUUUAUCCUAAAUUUGUGAAUUGUUAAUUACUUCAUAGUUGUCACCGCAUGUGUUCGAUAGUUGGACGAGUUGAUUGUAAUAAACGCUGUUAAAUCAAGCUUGGAUGACUGUUCUACACUGUGGUUGACACUAAAACGAACCCACUGCACACUUCCCACAAGUCGCUGCUUUGGAACAGCUUACAGUGAUAAGUCUGGUAGAAAACAACGUUGGAAGGUAGGCCCUUUCAAGUUUAUACCGAGAUGAGCGAGAGAGGAGAUCCCCAACGGCACGGCGCUGAGACAGGCCGAAUUACACGCCGAACCACAAAAAUGACGCAAAAAGCCCUUCAAAACGCGAUCGAACGUAAAAGUAUAGAGAUUGACAGGUCUAAAAGAAGGCUCCUUAGCGUUAUCGAAACAUCUAAAAGUCUAAGCCAUGAUAGUAACUUAGAUAUAGUUUUGCACGACCUCACAACUGAGGGGCAACAAUACGGGAUUAUUUUGCAACAGCUACUGGAGCUGCACGGACAAAAUACUAACGGUGAACGCGGACACGAGGUCCAACUCACCGAGGAAAACGAAAUCCUAAAACUAGCCUUCAAAGAAAUAGAGAGACUUAAGUAUAUGAUAAGUGUUAAGCAAAGCGGUAAAGAGAUGGAUGCGAAAUCUGAGCGUUCGUAUCGAUCCUCGAGAUCGUCCAGUUCUAGAGCAAGUAGCGCCCGCAUAAAAGCUUUAGCAGAGGCGAGGGCCGCGCGCGAGGAAGCCGACUAUGCACGCGUUUUGGCCGAAAAACAAAAGGAACUCGCUAUUCUAACUGCAGACAAAAACGCGGCAGUAGCCAAAGCAAAACUCGAUGCGAUAGAACAAGCGAUAAACGAGGAGGAAUUUGGGGAAGGACCCGCAGAAAAAGAGGACGCAGAGAACUUCACGGGACAGUGGGUCCAUUCCUCCCCCGCACUCGAAAGCGAUACGCCAAAUGUACGCAACGCCCUUGGGCCCAAAAACACGUCCGAACCACACACCCUGUCGUUAUCCCACCUCCCACGGUCAGAUAACGUACCAAAAGAAUCAACCCCCGCUUUGCCCUAUCGAGAACACGUACAACCCCAAGACCGGAUGUUUACCAAUCACGGCCAUGACAAAGACGUCAAUUACCAUCCAGUCAUAUCAGCACCUGAUAAUCCGUACAGAGACAUCACGCAAAGCCAACUAAUGGAUUCGCUAACGACGGUCAAUAACCAAAUAGUAACGAGCUUAGCCCGUCAACGUUUACCAAUUUCUGAGCCAGAUAUAUUUGACGGUGACGCCACGCUAUUCCAGCCCUGGAAAAGAGCCUUCAAAGCUAUGCUUUCUGAUGCGAUAGUUUCACCGACCCAAGAGAUCAACUAUCUAAGAAAAUUCACCAGCGGCCCCCCGCAAGCCCUGGUCGACAAUUACAGAAAGAGAUUGCGUGAUCCCGCAACGCUACUUGAGCAACUCUGGGUCAAAUUAGAGAAGCGUUUCGGCAGUCCAGCGAUGAUAAGCAACUCGCUCCUAGAACGACUGAAAAACGCCGCCCGCUUUAGUGAAAACCAGCCAGAAAAAUUGCAACAGUUUGCCGAUCUCUGCGCUGACGUCGAGAGCCAAGUCGCACAACUACCAGGCCUUGCCUGCCUUAAUUUUGAAAACGCGAUGCAGCCGGUAAUUGAUAAGCUACCAAAAUCUAUCUGCGCAAAAUGGGAGAAAGAGAUAGCGAAUUUCUCUGACGCUAACGGCGGCGUUUACCCUCCAUUUGAGCGUUUCGCGAAAAUAAUCCAAGGGCAGACUGACAUUAAAAACAACGCCAAUGUUUUAGCCAGCAAGGCCACUACUACCGAAGUUACACCCUCCUCUGCGCACGCCCCCGGACCUCGCAGAGAGCAGAGAACGUUCAAAACUAACGCGCAGCCCCAAAGAAAAGGGAGGGAAGGACCCGAAAAUAAAAAAGUAAACCGAUGUCCCUAUCAUGAGAAAGACGGGCACACCCUAGCCGAAUGCAAAACGUUCGCAGCUAAAACCGUCAGUGAGCGCAAAAAGUGGCUAACUGACGCUACCCUAUGCUAUCGCUGCCUCGAUCCGUCACACUUUGCUCGCGACUACCGCGCUCCUAUACAGUGCGCAACCUGCGGCGACUUACGUCACAACACAGUGCUGCAUAGAGACCCACCCGCUCCCAAGGACAACCCUGACCCCGAGAAGCCGGUCACCGCCAAAUGCACUGCACUCUGCGACCCCGUCGGAGGGACAUCCUGUAGCAAAAUGGUCCUAGUAGACGUCUAUAGCAUACACAAAUCAUCUACCGCUCAGCGCAUUUACGCCAUUAUCGACGAACAGAGUAACACCAGCAAGCUCGCCGACGACCUUGGCGCCGAUGGCCCUAGAGAAGUCUACUACCUGUCGACAUGCAGCAACGAGAGAGAGGAAAAGAGUGGUAGACGAGUGACAGGCAUCGAGGCACGAUCAGUCAGCGGAGCUGCAUUUUCGCUGCCUACACUCGUUGAGUGCGACGUCAUCCCAGGGGACAAGCGCGAGAUCCCCACACCUGAGAUGGCGAGGAGCUUCAAGCACCUUAAACCAAUCGCCGACCAGAUACCCCCCCUAGACGAUACGGCAGAGGUUCACCUCUUGAUAGGUCGCGACGCGCCAGAACUACUGAAAGUGAGAGAGUUCAAAAACGGCCCCAGAGGAGCCCCGUGGGCACAGCGACUAGCCCUUGGAUGGACCAUCAGCGGCCAGAUGUGCCUCGACUUCGCGAACGGUCCCGCACACAUUCUGAGCCGCCACACCCAUGUGUCCAACCGUGAGCGACAGGAGACCGGGGACGAGAACUACGAGAUAGUGCCGUGCCCCAACAUGCUCAAAGAGAUAUCCCAAGUCAAGUACUACACCGACUCGAAGGUGGUACUCGGUUACAUAACGAAUGAAAGCCGGCGCUUUUAUGUCUAUGUAGCCAACAGAGUUCAACAGAUAAGAAGCUUGUCUAACCCAGAGCAGUGGAGGUACGUGGAGACCGAGCUCAACCCCGCCGACCUAGCGACGCGAGGAGUACCCCCUAACAAACUAGGAGAAACCAGCUGGCUUAGUGGUCCCACAUUCCUCAAAAAUAUAGAUACCGCUGACACCCCGAGUGAAGCAUACUUACUCGACGCAAGCGACCCCGAGGUGCGCAAAGAAGUGGUUUGCGCCAAAGUCAGCACAGAUGAAGACACAAAGAAGCCGGGCCUUGGCGCACACCGAUUCUUGCGAUUCUCGACCCUGAAGUCCCUACAGCGCGGGAUCGCCACCCUAAACGUGAAGGUUAAGAACUUCAAGAACAAAAGGGACACCAGAACCACUAGAGCCAACACGUUGAGCCAUCGUCCCAGGGUACAAGGCGAGCAACAGAAGCGCAGAGCCCCUACAGUAGAGGAAUUAGAUCAGGCCUUGCGAGUCACAACACAGAGAGAAGCAUUCAGCGCUGAACUGAAAGGCGCAAAUACAGACCCCGAAAACCCAAGAGAAACAAAGAAAAACGCGAAGAAAGCCCUCAGAGGAUCACCGCUAUACCGCCUCGACCCAUUCCUUGACAGUGACGGAAUUCUGCGCGUCGGCGGCCGGCUUAGAAGAGCUGAGAUGAACUACGAACAGAAACACCCCGUCCUUCUACCCAGAAAGCCCAUGUUUCACAGCUAGUCGCCCUCCACCAUCACGUCAAAGUGCACCACCAAGGCCGACUAAUCACAAGCGGCGCCACACGCCAAGCCGGGUUCUGGCUGAUUGGAGGCCACACCACCGUCACAAAAGCCAUCAAAGACUGCGUGACCUGCAAGAAGCUGAGGGGACGCCCACUAGAGCAACGAAUGGCAGACCUGCCUCCCGGCAGGAAUGAAGUCUGCAGCCCGUUUACGAACGUCGGCUUCGACGUAUUUGGGCCUUGGUCGGUGAAGUCACGAAAGACAAGAGGAUCCAUAGCUAACGCAAAGCGCUGGGGACUAGUAUUCACGUGCCUCAGCCCUGCUAAACUGCUUAGGUGUGAUUGCGGCACUAAUUUUGUAGGAGCUAAGACCGAACUCGAUAGCGCAAUGAAGGAGCUUAAUAAGGAGGGUGCAGAGAGAUUCGUCAGAGAGCAAGGAUGCGAGUGGAUCUUUAACCCCCCACACGCGUCGCAUUUCGGAGGUGUGUGGGAGAGACAGAUCCGCACAAUACGACAAGUCCUCGACGGCAUGUUCGCACGAGUUAGGAGACCACCAACUGACGCAUGAUUUGCUAGUAACGCUAAUGGCAGAGGUCGCUGCGAUCGUGAACGCCAGGCCAAUAUCAGCUCUACCGAUGGACGCUGACCAGCCGCAGACCCUCUCACCUGCGAUGCUUCUAAGCAUGAAAGAGCGCCCUACUGGACCCCCUCCAGGCCGUUUCGUGCCCACAGACAUCUACGCACGUCGCCGCUGGAGACGCGUCCAGUACCUGGCGGAGCAGUUCUGGUCGAGAUGGAGAAGGGAGUACCUCCAGAAUCUCCAGCCCCGCCAGAAGUGGAACGGAGCAACGGAAAGUCUGCACGCAGGCGAUAUCAUACUACUAAGGGACAAGACGGAGCACCGCAACGACUGGCCAAUGGGACGAGUAACAGAGGCGGUGAAGAGCGAGGACGGUAGAGUUAGGAAGGCGAAGGUAGAGGUAGUUAGAGACGGAGUCAAGAGGACCUACUUGCGCCCCAUCAAGGAACUCAUCCUGCUUAUCCGCGCAGAUGACGACAAAGAGAGCCAAGAGUAGGGUAGAAAAGAUUAGAAUAGCAAGGAUUGAAAUCCUUGGGCGAGGAGUGUUAUGAACAUUGAAAAUACAAAAAAGAACGUUGAUUUAAAUUGAACGGAUUAGAUAGUUUAGACAAUUGUUUAGUUGAGUUACCACGGCUUCCUCUAUUUUUGAGCACAGCCGCCCUUUCCUAUGAUUAGACUGAUAAGAUUUAUUGUAGUUUACGCAUUUCCCUUUGAGUAAGAGUUUAGGAAUGAGGCACGUCCUACUUUAGGACACGUCCCACCUGCCUAUAAAUUAUAGUACCCAUUUAGCAAUCUUUAAGAGUUGAGCAGAGAAACCGAAGAGAGAAGAGUUGAGUUGAGAGCCAGAGAAGCAGAGUUAGAGAAGUCAGAGUAAAGUUUGAAGAAUUACAAGCUUACUUGGAGUUGUAUUUCUUUAAGCCCCGGAGACGAGAUCAGACGUAAGUUGAAUUUGUAAAUAUUGAUUUAGCCUUUUUGCGAUUUACAGAACUGCCUGUAGUCCUUAGGUUUUUAUCCUAAAUUUGUGAAUUGUUAAUUACUUCAUAGUUAUCACCGCAUGUGUUCGAUAGUUGGACGAGUUGAUUGUAAUAAACGCUGUUAAAUCAA